CUGAUUCGUAAAAGAUGGCGACCCGGUGCCGCUGUCAAAACUUGAGAGUUUAAUGUUGUACAACUGGACACGCAGAAACCUGCACGGACUAUCGGUUUGGACUAAUGUACUUGCAUUAACUAAGGACCAUCGCUCGUUCAGUGGAGGCGACUUCUGUGUAAAAGAAGAGGAUGUUUUCUUCCCUAAGGAGGUCACGGCUUUCUUACAUUGGAUGGAGGCAUCUAAGUAUUUUUUCCAACCCAUCUCCAUCUAACUGGACUAAAGUGGUGUCUGAUGCUGAGAAGAUCGUAGGAUAUCCAACUUCAUUGAUGAGUUUACGCUGUUUACUCAGUGACGAGCUCAGCAAUGUGGCCAUGCAUGUCAGGAAGCUGGUGGGAACAAAACACCCUCUGCUUAACACCGCCAGAGGAUUUGUGUACGACAGCCGGAAUAAUCUACAGAUGCGAGGUCUCAUUGUGCUGCUGAUGUCAAAAGCAGCUGGUCCAUGUCCCAGUACCAGUGACCCGAUUCAUGACAGUAUGGUCAGCGGCAUCUACCCCAGUCAGAGGAACUUGGCUGAGAUCACGGAGCUGAUUCACACGGCCUUCCUGGUGCAUCGUGGGAUUGUGAAUCUUAAGGAGUGGACGAACUCGGAUGGCCCCCUCAAAGACAUGCAGUUUGGGAACAAGAUGGCAGUUCUGAGUGGCGAUUUCCUGUUGGCGAACGCCUGCACGGGAUUGGCCCAGCUCAAUGACACCAAGGUGGUGGAGCUGAUCUCUAGUGCAAUUGGAGAUGUGGUGCAAGGAAUCUAUCAUGAGAGCUCCACUUCUGCAGAGGAGGGCAGUCUAACAGUUGCAUCCUGGGAAGACCAGACAUUCCUGUCCCAUGGUGCUUUGCUUGCCAAGAGUUGUCAGGCAGCGAUGAAGCUGGCCAGACACGGUAAUGAGGCUCAGAAUUUGACUUUUCAGUACGGAAAACACCUCGCUCUGGGACACAAGCUGAACUCUGAUCUACAGCCGUUCGUGAAGAGCGGGUCAGAACCGUCUGUGUUUAGUUUGGACUCAGCUCCUGUAGUCUUCCACAGACAGAUCGUUGGACCUGAGCGGUGGUGGCACCAGCUAAAACAGGUUCAGAAUAUGGCUAGACAGAUUGAUUACACAAAGCUCCGGGGCCUGAUAAAGACGGAAAGAGGCGUGAGCCAGGCGCUUGACCUGUGCAGUUACCACGGCAACAAGGCCUUAGAGGCCAUGAAGUGCUUCCCACCCUCAGAAGCUCGGUCGGCACUGGAAAACAUGGCGUGCGCGGUCACCAAGUUCUGAAGAUGGUUUCAAUCUGGCUGUAUAUAUGAAUCCAAUUUUGUUUGAUGCAGUUGAUUAAUGCUGGAGGUUGAUCAUGAUUUUUUUGGGUGCUGUUUUAAGAGGACUUACUUUGGAGUGUUUGCGGUCCCCACCUGCUCUACAGAUGAUGAUUUUUAUGUGGAACUGAUUGAGUCGCACACAGUCGAGUUUACCGGACUUAUACACACUCUAUGCAUUUAGCCAACAAAUCAGCUUUAUCUUUUAAAAUAAAAUGAGAUGUCUUUUUGAAAAAAA
Molecule: messenger RNA, 1571 nt
Organism: Sinocyclocheilus anshuiensis
Lineage: Eukaryota; Metazoa; Chordata; Actinopteri; Cypriniformes; Cyprinidae
Product: decaprenyl-diphosphate synthase subunit 2-like
Exons: 9
Coding region: 171-1298 (375 amino acids)
Biological process (GO): isoprenoid biosynthetic process; ubiquinone biosynthetic process
Cellular component (GO): mitochondrion; transferase complex
Molecular function (GO): prenyltransferase activity
Source: RefSeq, a predicted model, not a curated record